Schizosaccharomyces octosporus yFS286 is the source of this 2496-nucleotide messenger RNA. RefSeq names its product mRNA cleavage and polyadenylation specificity factor complex subunit Rna14. The transcript has 2 exons. Gene Ontology annotation, biological process: mRNA 3'-end processing. Gene Ontology annotation, cellular component: nucleus. Bases 202 to 2352 code for a protein of 716 amino acids. Lineage: Eukaryota; Fungi; Ascomycota; Schizosaccharomycetes; Schizosaccharomycetales; Schizosaccharomycetaceae. The record is from RefSeq and is a predicted model, not a curated record. Gene Ontology annotation, molecular function: protein binding; mRNA binding.
CACCAAAGCGAGAGUCAAAGGUGAAUUCGUGUCUACCUAUUCAUAAUCCUAGAUUAUUUUAGUUUUCAUAGGUCCUAUAGGACAGUUUCUGCUAAGGAGGAAAAUCUUAGUGUCGGUCUAACGAAAGACAUACGAAAAAAGGAAGAGCGUACUGUUUACUGAAAUUCUAGAUACAGACACAUUACCUAAACCAGCUAAAUAAUGGAAUCGGUGGAUAAUGUAGAAAAAAAUAGAUUGAGGGAAUCAUCUACUACCACUGAAUUAGAAUCUACUCCAAAAAUAUCAGCUGAAGAUGCCGUUGAUUCUUCGGCAACCGGUGGAUUAAAAAGAAAACGUCUACCGAAUGACAGAGUUGGCAUGCUGAAAGAUGAGAUUCAGGAAAAUCCUCAUAACCUUUCUGCUUGGUAUGCAUUAGUAGAGGAGUACGGUUCGAAGGGAAAGCAUGAAGAACUCCGAGAAACGUAUGAACAAAUGUUACGUCCAUUUCCUUAUGUUCCUCGCGUGUGGGUAGAUUAUAUAAAUGCUGAACUUGCCUUCAAUGAUUUCAGAGCUGUUGAAGUUUUGUUUAGUCGUUGUUUGGUGAAAGUUCUAUCGGUAGAUUUAUGGACACUCUAUCUAAGUUAUGUUCGACGUAUAAAUCCUGAAGGUGAAGGUCAAUCAAGGUCGACUAUUACACAAGCUUACGAAUUUUCUUUAAAUACAAUUGGAAUGGAUUUACAGAGUGGUCCUAUUUGGUCAGACUUCAUCGAUUUUCUUCGUUCUGGACCUGCAGCAUCAACGUGGGAGCAACAACAAAAAUUAGACGCAGUUAGACGUACUUAUCAACGUGCAGUCUCUACUCCUAUAUACAAUAUUGAAAAAUUAUGGAGAGAUUAUGAUGCAUUUGAGAAUAGUAUUAACCGGGCUACAGCUAGAAAGUUUGUAGCAGAGAAAUCUCCUGCAUAUAUGUCUGCUAGAGCUGCCAUGCGCGAGCUAUCAAAUAUGACUAACGGAUUACGAGUUCUUGAUUUUACAUUCGAACGAAAGCGUAACAGCGCCGAAAAGUCUGCAUAUGUUCGUUGGAUGAAAUGGAUCGAAUGGGAAAAGAAUGAUCCUUUAGAUUUGCUUCAUGGUACAACUUUACAAGGAAGAAUUUCCUAUGCUUAUGAACAAGCCAUGCUUUAUAUCCCUCUGUGUCCUCAAAUUUGGUUGGAUGCUUUCUCUUAUUUUUUGAAUAUUCCAGAUGAGCAACGUGCAUUGCAAAUAAUAAAACGUGGUAUGCGUUAUUGCCCUUCAAGCUUUGUGGUACAUGUCCGUUAUGCAGAACACGAAGAAGCCAACGGUCGGACUUCAGAUAUCAGGGUAAUCUACGAGUCUUUAAUUGCUGCUUUAUCCAGAGAAAUUGUUCUAGUGGAAAAAGAAUCCGUACCUGAAAGUAUCCAGGGCUCUGAAGAUAAGCAGGAAGAAAGUAAACCAACUGGAAUCUUACUAAGAUUGGAAAAGCGUAAGAAAAAGUUAGUCAGAGAGUACAGUCUUGCAUGGUGUUGUUUAAUGAAUGCUGUUCGUAGGACGGAAGGAAUUAAGUCUGCAAGAUCUGUAUUCACAAAAGCAAGGAAAGCACCACACCAGUCUCAUGAGAUUUAUAUAGCAAGUGCACUGAUGGAGCAUCACUGUUCUAAGGAUAGCACAAUUGCUUCAAAAAUAUUCGAACUUGGUUUAAGACACUUUAGUGAUCUACCAGAAUAUGUAUAUAAAUAUUUAUGUUACUUGAUUUCAAUCAAUGACGAAACCAAUGCUCGUGCACUUUUUGAAAAGGCAAUUUCAAAAAUGGAUGCCAUUGAAGCGAAGCCUAUUUAUCAAAGAUGGCUUGAUUAUGAAAGUAGAUAUGGCGAUUUGAACGCUGCUAUUAGCUUAAGCCAAAGGAUGGCAUUAGUAUAUCCUCAGGAGUCUACUCAAAGUAUCUUUCUAUCACGUUAUGGCUUAGAAGUAGAACGCGAGGAAGAUGAAUUCGAUGCAGAUAUCUAUGACUUGCGAACAGCUAAUGCAAAUUCUCAAAAUAAGGACGAUGACUCUGCUUCGGAAACCUCAGACUCUUCAAAAAGUAAUGUAGAAAUGGAAGAUACUCGGUUGCUGCCUGCUUCAUUAGAAGCCGCACCUGCCCAUCCUCCUCCUAUUUCUGCACAAGCACCAACGGCACCUGUCCCAUUACCCCCUAUCAUAACAGAACUACUAGACGAGUUACCAGCUGCUCAGACGAUUACCGAAGCCCCUAUUCAUCCUGUGAAACUAAUGGAUUAUGUUGUCAAAUCAGAUGUCCCCUUUAUUCGUCUUAGAAACGCAAACACGCAUCUGAAAAAGGCACGUUACAAUUGAAAGACAAUAUAAAAAAAAUUUAUUUUGGAGCUUAAUGGUUAUACUUAAUGAAAAUAUUUUGGUUCUUUGAAAGUUUUUAAGUGUGUAAUUAUGAUCUCGAAUAACUAAGGCUAUUUUGCUAGAAUACGAACAUAUCGUUUAUAC